Messenger RNA from Musa acuminata subsp. malaccensis (wild Malaysian banana), 1987 nucleotides. RefSeq names its product protein PSK SIMULATOR 2-like. Gene Ontology annotation, biological process: positive regulation of growth. NCBI's taxonomy places the organism in Eukaryota, Viridiplantae, Streptophyta, Magnoliopsida, Zingiberales, Musaceae. The record is from RefSeq and is a predicted model, not a curated record.
UCCACAGCUUACUAAUGGUGGAAAUGGUGAGGAGUGGGUAUCUGCAUCGAGUCAAAAGGAAAAGCUAAGUCUUCACGCUAUUUAUAUGCUCGGUUGUCUCUCCAUUCCUCCGUGCUUGUUGGCUUUCAACAGGCCAUGAUCGAACACAGCGAGGAAGUAGCUUUUUGCUCGCUGCUCUUAUUUGUUCACCCAUCGACCCUGCAACCCCUCCUCUCUCUCUCUCUCUAAAAAGAUAUAACCCAGUUCUGCUUUGCCAUUUUAUUCCCUUGAGCUAGCAUGAGUACCAUGGCGUUAGACUCAUGGCUGAGCAGAGUGAAAUCGGCCAUCUUCACCGGGAUCGAGUCCGUCCGAUCGACCAUGAACGCCGACGCCGCCGACUCCGCGCUGGACCGAAAGAGGGCCACCGUUGGCAUCCUCGCCUUCGAGAUCGCCGGCCUCAUGUCUAAGUUGCUCCACCUGUGGCGCUCACUAUCCGACGCGCAACUCGCGCGCCUCCGCAACGACACCAUCGCACUGCCCGGCAUCAGGAAGAUCGUCUCCGACGACGACUCGUUCCUCCUCGGCCUCGCGUGCGCUGAGCUGGUCGAGUCGCUCCGCCUCGUCGCCGAAUCGGUCUCCAUGCUGAGCCAGCGAUGCGUCGAUCCGGCUCUGCGAGGAUUUAGCGGAGGAUUCAAGGAAUUCUCCGACUUUGGCCACGAUGCCAAUCGGUGGGUCAUGGGAUGGAAGGAGAUGGAGUCGAAGGCCAGGAAAAUGGAUCGGUACGUGGCGUCGACGGCCGCGCUCUACAAGGAGAUGGACCAACUAUCAGAGACGGAGCACAGCCUCAGAAAGAUCGUGCACUGCGGUGGCGAGUGCAACCGGAGCAUGUCGACGAGCAGGCUCGCCAUGGUGGCCGAGAUCCAGCAGAAGAUCUUCUGGCAGAAGCAGCAGGUCAAGUACCUGAAACAAACGUCUCUUUGGAGCUGCACGUUCGACGCCGUGGUGUCGCUUCUGGGGCGGUCCGCGUUCACGGUGGUCACCAGAAUCAAGCACAUCUUCCGCGUCGGCAGCGAGUCGUAUCCCUUGCCUCGAAGCCUGUCGGGAUCCGCUGCUGUGUACCCGUCCUCCGACACGGUUUCGCAGCCUUCGAAGUUUUUGUCGGGGCCACCGCUGCUCCCGUCGAAGCACGAGCAAGGAGGCUUCUUCGAGACCGGCUCGUCGAUGCUGGUGCCGCCGCCGUCGACGCUGGGCGCGGCGGCGCUGGCGCUGCUCUAUGCCAACUUGAUCAUAGUGCUGGAGAAGAUGAUCCGGUCGCCGAGGGCGGUGGGGGCGGACGCCAGGAACGACCUGUACGGGAUGUUGCCGGCUAGCGUGAGGUGUCAGCUGCGGGCGAGGCUGAGGGGGGUGGGGCAGGCAGUGGCGCGGGACGUUGGCCUGGCCGCCGAAUGGAGGGCGGCGCUGGCGCGGAUCGCAGAGUGGUUGGGGCCGGUGGCGCACGACACCAUAAGGUGGCAGGGGGAGCUGAGCUUCGAGCGGCGGAGCGCGGCGGCGCCCAGGGCCAACGUGCUCCUGCUGCAGACGCUCUACUUCGCCGACAGGGCGAAGGUAGAGGCCGCCGUCACGGAGCUGCUGGUGGGGCUCAAUUAUCUGUGGCGGUUCGAGAGGGAGAUGAGCGCCCUGGCGUUUGCCGCAGAUCACGGAGCACUCCAACAGUAAACGACGGAAUGGUUCCAUGUGUCCAUCUUUACCUGGUUUGAGUUUGAGGACGAUAUAUGGUGCCAUCGAAUGCUUGAAAGGUUGCAGUUGAGGAAGUCCGUAUAGGAAGGAACCGUUCGUUCUCCUUCUUAUCUGGUGUUCUCUGCAAUGUCCAAACUAACAUGCAGAGCUUUCCUUCUUCUCCUUCUAUUGUUUGUUUGUUUGUUUAACUUCAUGAAGAUGAUGGAGUACAAGAUGAGCUGACGGUGAAUGAAAUAGUGUUCGACUCUGUUCAGAAUUCUGCACUUGUUAU